AACCGCAGUAAGGUUCACAUAUAAUCGAAUAUAUAUCAGCUAUCAUACACGACUAAAUAGCACAUUAGUUAAACGCAUAAGAGGAAUUGCGAGUAUACACUAUGAGUCCCACAUUCCGCACUCUGUUGCGGCCUUGUAUGCGAUGCGUCAGUCAGCCUAUAUUAAGUUCACACAACCAUACUUUCGCAUCUACCCUUCUGAAGUCGACUAUUAGCAGCAAUAAGUAUGUACUCUCAAAAAGUGCGCAACGAGGAUACGUAAACCUGAGUGAAGAUGUUAACAUUCCAGCUAUUCCGCCUAUUUCAAGGGAAGGAGAGAGCAUAGAAAAUAAGCGCAAACGUCUGGUAUAUCAGGUGAGAAAGAGAGGAAUGCUGGAGAACGAUCUGCUGCUAAGCACGUUUGCAAGGGAGUACCUGAACGACAUGGACGGGGCCGAAUUGCACUUGUUCGACAAACUGUUAGAUGAGAAUGACUGGGAUUUAUACUACUGGUUGACGGACAAGAAAGAGGUGCCCGAGGAGUUCAACCAUUCUGUGUUCCAGAAACUGAAGGCCUACUCAAAGAACGAGCGAGCCGAAGCCUUGCGCAUGCCUCACAUGGAAACUAUGCACAAGUCGGCGAAAUAAACUAUAUACUACGCUCGGGCAGACGGGAUAGAGAAAAUGCACAAGCUUCCAUGUUCUCCCUGUGACGAAUGGAAGAGCGAACUAUGAAGAAUGCCGGUAGCUCGAAAAGCUGUUGCAAAUUACAAACCGUGUACGGAGUCGACUAUCAAACGUGCACUAUGGGGGUUUCCAGCGAAUAUUAAAUUUAAUUUGAAUUGGUGCGACAAAUAUGGGGUGGCCAUAUAUCUGUAGAUUGCAUUUACUCCCUCAUUCGGUUGUACCAGUAUUGGCUGUGAUAUAGAUUCCAUACAGUCAUACGGCCAAUAGCGAACACCCGUCUGUAGUAUAGUAUCCACCUCGUAGGAGCGAAUGAUCCCUUGCCACUCCAACGAUGCAUCGUACCAUAUUUAUGAGCAGUCUAAAUUUG
This is a messenger RNA of Sphaeroforma arctica JP610, 1032 nucleotides long. RefSeq lists its product as hypothetical. Gene Ontology annotation, biological process: mitochondrial respiratory chain complex II assembly; protein-FAD linkage; mitochondrial electron transport, succinate to ubiquinone. The transcript is spliced from 2 exons. Bases 102 to 626 code for a protein of 174 amino acids. NCBI's taxonomy places the organism in Eukaryota, Ichthyosporea, Ichthyophonida. The record is from RefSeq and is a predicted model, not a curated record. Gene Ontology annotation, cellular component: mitochondrion.